UGCUGAACGCGCCCACGUAGGCUGAGUUCCAUUUGGUUCAGUGGAAACUUAACCUUAUCGAUGGAGUUUUUGAACGCUGUCAUUCCGGUUUUCUUGAAAUGUAACCUUGAACGUGCUUGAAUUUCUGACCAUUUUGACAUUCUGCAAAAAAUAACAGUAGUAGAUAUGAAAACGUGUUGCGCGUAAUAUAUGGGGCAUAAAUUUACGCAUGUGCCUAUACACAUACGUACCCUCUCCAGAUUCUAACAUUAUAAUACGUUAUAAUAGGUUAUGUAUGUGUACAUACAUACAUACAUAACCUCAUAAGAGGUUUCUGACGGACCGAGCUUGAUGACAUAAAUAUUCGAAAUAUUUAACAAAAAGAAAAAGAAAAGAAACAGAUAAAUAUUCAGCAUGGAUCUCCGGGCAAUAGUGACCAACGAAAAUUUAUUUAAGCUGCAAUGUUUAAUUAAAACCACUGAGAUACAGCAUAGUGUGCAGUGCAAACUUGAAGGAACAUUAUUUCUCGCACUGGCAACCACGAACGCCGAAAUUAUUCUUUAUUUCAAAAGAGCGUCCUCUUGCCUACCCGUCGUUAAAAAAAUACCUUGGUUUCAAGGACCACAUAAACAAAUAGCUGCUUUUUGCUUUGAUUCAAGCGGUCGUUGGUUGUUAUGUGUAACUUUAGACGGUUCGUUGUACAUCGUACCUGCUUUAACUUUAGUCGAUGAAACGUGCAUCGUUGACGAGAGAUGGAAGACUGACGAUGCGACAUAUAUUCCUUUUGUGACUUCUCAGCUUUCUCAUUUCAGACCACGAGCUGUUACAUGGUGGAAGGAUAUGAAAAUGUCUAUGGAUAUAGGCAUUGUAGGAACGGAAUGUGGAGCAACUAUAUUUAUAAAUCUUCUAAAUGGACAACAGCUAGGCAUAACAUAUAUUAAUGAAAGUAUAAGUGGACUAUAUAUUUGUCGAAAUGAAUACAACGACGUUGCGUCUCUUUUGAUAACCAGUAAAUUUCAGCAGCAAUGGCGUUUGCCUUUGGAACACAUGUCUUUCAAUCUUUUGCCCACGUUUGAAAACAAAGAACCUAAUACGAACCAACUAAAUUCAAAUGGCACUAUUCAUGUUCAUGAUACGAACGUGGGAGAUUCUGUUCCUACGAAGUCUAAAUUACAAGAACUUAAACAACUCUCUGUUGAAAAACUGGCUAUUCUUAAGCAAAAGAUACGCGAUACCAAAAAUCAACCAUUGGGGGAGAGUUUGCAGUGCCAUGAUGCUGCUGCAAGUAUUGGAGAAAGCGGUACGGGACGUCCCGUAAACCUGGAAAUAUCGGAAUCUAACGUAGGUUUUAUCAGUCCAGAACCAAUAUCGAGAGAUACCUUCCUAUCUUUGCAAUAUGACAGGGAAGAUCGACAAUUAUAUACAUGCUAUCAUCCUGUCACUAAUUACAUCACGAUACACGGUCCAGAUCUAACUGUGGUACCCUUGUCAAUGCACAAAAUAUUCGAGUGCGAAACUGUUCUCGUAGCGCACAGAUUAUUUUUUAUUACCGACGUUAAUCAACGUGCGAUAUAUAUAAUAUCCGAUCAAUUGUCUGAGACUCGUAUAAACAGAGACUAUCAAUUUAAUCCCGAGUCUGUUAUCGGGACAUUUUCUUUUAAAAACAAUAAGGAACUGAUACACGCGGUAUACAAAGUAACAAAAUUCGAUAAUAUAGUACCGAGAAAAGUCUCUGAGGAGAUCGAGAGUAAAUGUACCUUACCUAAGAAUGUAAGAGAUAUUAAAAUCGAACCGCUUAGUUUGGAUACAUGUAUAAUUGUUACAAAUCGCUGUGUAUACCAAGUUGUUUUAAGAAAAUCUCUUCUAUCAGUUUUCAUGGAAUUGGUACUGAAGAAAAACGAGCUGCAAAAAGCGGGAAAAUUAGCAAUGGUUUUUGGACUAAAUGGACAACACUUGUUGGAAUAUGUAGGCGAUAUAUUUCUAUCGAAUAAAGAAUUUUCACGUGCAGUAGCUUCAUAUAAGAUAUCUAAGUGUAAAUUAUUGAAGAGCGUGUUAAAGUUUGCAUCGAUCGGCCAUACUUCAGAAUUAUUAAGUUGUCUAACUCAUUGUUUACUGACACCUGUCAUUACUGAGAUGCCUAUUGCAACAAGGAUACAUUUGUCUAAUUUAUGUGUACUUUCCUUUAUUGAAAUGACACUGAGGGUUCGGUCGGAACAAUCUAAAGCGAUCUAUAAGGAGUUCUUAUACUUUUUGUCCACAAAUACAUUCUACGACGACGUAUUAGCUAUUAAUAUAGCUGGUCAAACUUACCUCUGGGAGGUCGUGCAUCACUUGGCUACACAAAGAAGUCUGUACAGUCAAAUGUUGGAUAUUCUUGUAAAGGCAAUACAAAUAUUUGGCACAAACGACCGUUAUCCGAAAUCAUAUGGUUUACUCAUAUGUUUAAGUGAAUCUGAUUUAAUGCAAUCGAUGUUAUUGAAUUACGAUUUAGCUAGAUCUCACGUGUCAUUUGUACGCAGUAAUCUGCGAGAUUCUCAGAUCUUUGUGCUUCAGAGACUAGUAACAUUGUAUGAUCCAACAAAUCCAGUAUUACGACCUAAAUUAGUACAAUGUAAAGCACGUCAUAAAGUGAUAGCGUGCAAUCUACGAUCUAAUCAGUGUCAUUCUAUAGAUUCUAUGGAUAAUAUGGAUCAGCCUGAUACCCUCGUGGAAGAGAUAAUAGAAACGUUUAUUCUAGUUUUGUUGACUCUUAUUCAUAAAAAACGAUUGUUAAACCCAAAUGGCAAAUAUGCUUUUUUGUACGACGUGCACGUGCCGAAGGAUUAUUCGGAAGUGACUCCGCACGUUGAUUUUAAGAGGAGAUCGUUAAGUACUGGAUUUUCUCACGUUGCGCUUGUUAGAAAUGGUAAUAUCUACACUUGGGGAAGUUCGGUGCAAGGUUGUCUAGGUACGGGCUCCAGUGUUUUGCGAUAUGGGGCACCGCAUGCCAUAUGCUUCUUCAAAAGUAUGAAGAUUGAAGUUUUCAGUGUAUCGUGUGGACAUUGCCACACCCUGGCAGUUACUAACAAUGGAAUAUACGCUUGGGGAGCUAGUCAAUUUGGCCAGUUAGGACUCGGCAAGGUGCUACAAUGUUCGAGUCCGGAAUUAAUUACUUCGUUAGCGCAAGAGAUUAUUAUCGACGCAGUAGCUGGACAAUAUCAUUCUGUAGCACUAACCGCGGAUGGCAGAAUAUUUACGUGGGGUUGGGGUGUUCACGGACAACUGGGCCACGGUAACACCGACGAAAAAGCUACACCAUCUAUGGUGAAAACUCUGCUUGGCGUAGUCGUGUGUUAUAUUAGCGCUGGAUACGCGCACACUUUGGCACUAUCGGUAGACGGUGUUGUGUACGCCUUCGGAUGUAAUGUUCUCGGUCAAUUGGGAACAGGUGACACGGCCAAAAGUUCUAUCCCGACAAAAGUCGCGUUACCCGACGGGAUAACGCUUAUAAGUACCGGAUACUUUCAUAAUCUAGCUGUCACUAAUGCGAACAACGUAUACAUAUGGGGCGCGAGUCCUCAGGUUCUCAGAUUGCAAGCACAAGCGCAAAAAAAAACGCGUAUACUAGAGCAACGAGAUGCUACGGAGAAAAAGAGUAAAACUUUGGAGGAGUCGGAGAAACGUACAAAUCUAAACGAAGAAAUAAAGGAAGACGUUUUGGUGGAUGGUGUACAAACCGAGUCUGCUCAAACAAAAGCGCGUACUUCCGAUAUAGAAACACAAAAGAGACCCGAGACUGAAAACGCAGAUUUGAAAGGCUUCAACUUCGGUUUGACCGAAGAGAGUCAAGCACAUUUGAAGCCAUGUGUUGUCGAUACAAGUUUGGUAAAAGGACAAAUUACGCAGAUAUCAGCUGGGUGUCAUCAUAAUGCAUUGAUAACAAAGGAUGGCUCUUUAUAUACAUGGGGCCGUAAUCUAGAUGGUCAGAUAGGUAACGGCACGCGGCGAGAAGUGUCACGUCCAACGCCUUUAUAUUACAAUUCCGCCUGUAUUUUUGCACAAAUACCCCCUAGACACAAUGAUUUUAAAAGAAUGCAAAAUCAAUGGGACUUGGACACUGGCGCCAAGUCGACGAACUCACUGAUAAAUAAUGGAACGGCGUCUGAAAACAAUGGGAAUAUCAGUGACUCUACUGUGCGUACAGGAAAUGCUGACCUGAAUAAAGAGAGAAUCAAUCCUAUAAUUAAUGCUGUUGGUAUUGCUUGUGGAUAUGAUUAUACGGUGGCGAUACAACCAGGGGGUACGGUGUUAGCUUGGGGUAAUAACAGCAGAGCGCAAUUGGGUCGCAUUCCUGCGAAAGAGGCACGUGAUGCCGACGAUAAACUUGUAUUGCUGAAAUCAUCGAAGCGAAUAGUACGGCUCCCUAAUGCGCUGCACAUAGCUCUGGACAUCCCUAGUCAAGUACCUGGCAUUUCUACCCCAGUGAUAUCUUAUCGUGCCAACGACGCAUUUUCUCUCGCCGGAUCCGUCCGUCCUUUGAGCGUUAUCGAAAGAUCACCUGGGGACGUGACACUUCAUUAUAUUCUGGAACAUUUCCACGGUUUAUACAAUUCUGCCAAUAUUAUAGAAAAGUGUAUCGAAUUGGAGAAUUAUCAAGCUUGUUCUAAAAUAGCAGCAUUAGAAAAUAACGUUCCAGCUGCUUUCACUUAUCAAUUGAAAAUGUUGCAUAAAUUGAGCCUUCAGUCAUCCAGAAAUUAUCAAAUAUCAGAGAGACAAGUUCCACAUGAGAAAAUAAACUCAACCCUCGAGACUAGCUCACCAAACGUUGAUAUGACGAGGGAUUCCAUGCUGUCCCGAGAUAUCAAGAGGAACACUGAAUUAUUUAAUAGACAAGCGGAGAAGAAUCUCAUGGAAUCCUUGGAAAACAGCGUUGCUCGAAGCUGGACGAAAAUUUCGACGAGUAGAUCGUUGAAUAAUUUGCAAACACUCGCGCAAGAAUUAUACUCUUUCGAUUGUCAAGGUGGUUUGGAAGAAUUAUGCGGAACUCGAAAAGACGACGACGGUCUCUCGCUGAACGUUAACAUUAACACUGACCACUCCGACACCGAACAUUACGCUACGAACGAAGACAAACAACAUCCACACGAAUGGAUCGAAGAUCUUAUUUUUAAUGAAAACGCAAAUUCGCUGUUGCAGCAUAAAGACGUCACUCUACGUAACUCUGCGCAAACGUCAUCUCGAUCGGUCUGCACGAAAGCAAAUCUGUCGAUUGUGAAUGACGAUCGUUGCGACGUGAAUGAAGAGAAGACUGUGUUCUUGGACAAGGUGUCCUCGCGUUCUCAGAGGAAUUACGUAAUCAAUGAAACCAUAAGAGCAUUAAAGUUCUAUUUAAAAAGUAUUAAUAACGAAGCAAAUACCGUAAAAUGUGAAAUGUUGCAAAGUGCAAUUGGUUUUUGGAUCGUGCACAAUUUACCGAUGCAAAGCUUGGAGAACGUUUUUCUCGAACAUAUACAUAUCGUUUAUUACCCUCUUGGAUUAUUACUUUUUUGUCAGACGGCGACAGGAAGAUACUUGAAUGUAAGCAAAACGUACGACGAAGAAGGAAAGGCGUGCUGCGCGAACAGCUUAUUCUCAAUCAAAUUUUGUCUUCGAGUGCUCGCGAUGUUGAUGCAGCGUAUAGAUGAAGAUGAUAUUAUGCCGGAAUACAUUAAAAUUUUCUCCUCUUUAAUGGCGGACACGUACGGAGCACCUUUAAACGGAUAUCCAGGCACAAGUAGAAAUAAUAAUCCAGAACAAAUGAUGCAAGGUAUCGUCAGCACGGUAUUUUCCGAAAUGGAAGAUUCCAGAUUAUUUACACACAUUAAGGACUCGGAUACUAUAAAUCACUUGCUCACAACGGAAGAAGACAAUAUGAUAUUUACUUGCGGACACCGCUUUCCAAUCUCUCUAUACGAAGCAGAUGUUAUCCCGACGAUGGAAACUGAAUUAUUAACAUCUCCGUCGUUAACUCUUCCAUGUACAUCGCAGUAUUUAGGAAACAUGUUACCCCACACUUCUAAACCAGAGAUUCUGUGUCCUUUAUGUAUAAUCGGAGCAUUGAGAGUAACGACGGUAAAGGAUUAAAGGUAUCCUUUAACCCUUUUGGUAUAUCACACUCGCAUAUAUCCCACGUGGACUGAAUUAGAUUGGGAAAUAGUGGUUACGUUCAACCAUGUAUUUGAAAAUACGUACGUAAUAAUAAUAAUAAUAAUAAUCGAUACGUC
Messenger RNA from Temnothorax curvispinosus, 6221 nucleotides. RefSeq lists its product as uncharacterized. The record is from RefSeq and is a predicted model, not a curated record. Bases 394 to 6081 code for a protein of 1895 amino acids. Gene Ontology annotation, cellular component: cytoplasm. Lineage: Eukaryota; Metazoa; Arthropoda; Insecta; Hymenoptera; Formicidae. Gene Ontology annotation, molecular function: guanyl-nucleotide exchange factor activity. The transcript has 20 exons.